UAGUUUAGUCUAGCAAAAUGGCGGCUCUCCUGUAGGGGACAAAUGCUGUCAGGAUUUUAAAAAUUUUAGUUGAAAGAGUCAAGUUGUUUGUAGAUCCACUAUGUUCACAAGCUUGGCACUAAGGGGUGCUUUAAAAUCGGCAUCUAUCGUUUUGCGAGAAAGUGGUAUUAUAUCAAGACUAAAUGGGACUACCCCAGGUCUCCCUUUGAAAAGUGGAGCAUGUUUAUCGCAUUUGAUUGCAAGGCCUGCAAACAUUGGCACUGGAAGCUUUUCCAUUCAGCCUGUUAGAAACUAUGCCCGAGCUGCAAGGAAAAGGAAACCAGUGUUUCAAAGCCAGCUCAGUGAUCUUCCUCCAACGAUGUUGAAAAUGGAUUAUGCGGCGGUUCCCCUUGCUCAAACAACUGAUGACCUGGUCAAGAGAAUACUGACAUUGGAACUAGCAAGCCAUAGUGAAAAGCUACGCUUGAAAAAGGAGCAGCUGAUUGCAAAAGUCCAGAGGGAUGAAUCUGACCGCAGCUCCACCGAAGUCAAGAUUGCCCUUUUGACUGUGAGAAUCAGGAACUAUCAAGAGCACCUGCACAAACAUGCAAAGGACAAAGCUAACAAAAGGAGGAUGUUGAUGGCCAUCGACAGCAGGAAGAAGCUGCUGAAGCACCUUAGGAUGACUCGCUAUGACACUUUUGAACGUGUCUGCCAGGAGUUGGAUAUCACCUACACAUUCCCCCCCGAGUAUUACAGGCGGAUCACCCGACGCUGGCUGACCAAGAAAGCUCUCUGCAUCAAGGUCUUUAAAGAGGUACAGAAACAGAAAGCAGAACUAAGGAAGAAAAUUAUCAAAUCUUCUCACACACAGGCUGACCAGCCAAAGAUAACAGCUGCAGUACCCCAAUAAUAUUGUUAGUAUUGAAGUAUGUUGCCGCUUUUACGAUUUUAAGGGAAUAUUAGGAUUAUUGUUUAUGAGAAUUGUUGUUGAUGCACUCGUUUCUCAUUUCCCUCUGCAAAAACAAUUGAAAUAAAAAGUACUGUGUCUGAAAAAAUAUUUCUGAUGCAGUAAUGCAGAUUACUGUUUAGCGGUGGGGGUUGUAUUUACUUGAUGGAUAUCAAUAAAUCAACUGUGGUUCA
Messenger RNA from Osmerus eperlanus (European smelt), 1122 nucleotides. RefSeq names its product mitochondrial ribosomal protein S15 (gene mrps15). Gene Ontology annotation, molecular function: RNA binding; structural constituent of ribosome. NCBI's taxonomy places the organism in Eukaryota, Metazoa, Chordata, Actinopteri, Osmeriformes, Osmeridae. Gene Ontology annotation, cellular component: mitochondrial small ribosomal subunit; ribosome. The transcript is spliced from 8 exons. Bases 101 to 892 code for a protein of 263 amino acids. The record is from RefSeq and is a predicted model, not a curated record. Gene Ontology annotation, biological process: mitochondrial translation.